This is a messenger RNA of Auxenochlorella protothecoides, 330 nucleotides long. RefSeq lists its product as hypothetical. The coding region runs from base 1 to 330 and encodes 109 amino acids. The record is from RefSeq and is a predicted model, not a curated record. NCBI's taxonomy places the organism in Eukaryota, Viridiplantae, Chlorophyta, Trebouxiophyceae, Chlorellales, Chlorellaceae. The transcript has a single exon.
AUGUGCAAGGGAAGCCAUACUCCCAGAAGGAGUGUAGCAUCACCAAGCACAGCGCCUGGAUGCAUACAGUUUCAACUCCUCCACCUCGCACACACACAGACGCUUGCGCAAAACUUGUUUGCCUGGAGCAUAAUACCAUAUGCCGGCUUCCUCUACUUCAUGACCAAGAACCCUGACGUGCCGCCCCGCAUGCUCUUCGGGUGGUAUUUCCUCCUCGUCUUCGUCGUGGCUUCCAUUCCCGCCGGCAUCGCAGGUUUCAAUGCGUACUGUAGGCGUUCGGGUGACGUAUGCCGACGCAUGCCAGCAAACGACGUGGUGGUCAAGAGCUGA